UCUGGACCGAGUUGCAACUGAAAUACGGUGCAUGCGUGCACAGUUGAGAUAGCCUAGAUUCGCCGCUUUUCGUUGCUCUCACACACUCACACGCGUGACUGACAGGUCUUCACAGUAGCACAGCGAUGGGGAAAGGGUGGGGGCAGUAGUGUAGUCUGUACAGUGCCCUACAGUAAAAAGGAUUAAAGUACUCAAGCUUCUAAAUAGUUGUAGUGUGCAGUUUCGUGUAGACAUCGCCGCUUACGCACGUAUGAGUGCGGUAGCGAAGAGACGGAACCGGCUGGAGCUAGCAAGAUAGCUAAGAAAAACAACGUUAAAAUACAUUAAUUUUUCAGGCGCACGCAUUCAACCUCUCUCCCUCGAAUGCAUCUGCUAAGAAGUAGGGAGGGAGAGGGAAUAAGGAUGAAUAAAUAGGACAAAUCUGAACACACAGAAACUUUGACUUUAAAACUAUCACGAGCUUUAAUUAAGAAACCCAGAGGAAAGUAUCUAGCCAUGGAGAACCACGCAGGAGAACAGCAAAGCUACGAGGACGUUCGCAAGAGCGGCUAUCUCCGCAAACAAAAAUCUAUGCACCGGCGAUACUUCGUGCUUCGGACGGCCUCGGAACGGGGCCCGGCUCGGCUCGAAUACUAUGAGAGUGAGAAAAAAUUCCGAGGUAAAGCGCCUGUCCCGAAAAAAUCCCUGAAUCUGGAAACAUGUUUCAACAUCAAUAAACGGGCCGAUUCAAAGAACAAGUACAUGAUAGUACUGUACACUCGAGCGGAGAGCUUUUCCAUUGCGGCUGAAAGUGAGGCGGACCAGGACGAAUGGUUUCAGGCCAUGUUGGACCUUCAAUGUAAAAGCAAAACACCCAGUGACAGUGGCAGUGCUGGGGACUACGGGGUGCCCUCUCCUGGCCCUGCUUUCAAAGAGGUGUGGCAGGUCAAAGUGUGGCCUAAGGGUUUGGGUCAAGCCAAAAACCUGGUGGGCAUCUACCGGCUGUGCCUGACAGAGAAGACGGUCAACUUUGUCAAGCUCAACUCUGAUGCGGCGGCUGUCGUGCUGCAGCUCAUGAACGUCCGCCGCUGUGGGCACUCUGAGAACUUCUUCUUCGUGGAGGUGGGUCGCUCAGCAGUGACUGGGCCCGGGGAGUUCUGGAUGCAGGUGGAGGACUCCGUAGUGGCCCAGAACAUGCACGAGACCCUGCUGGAGGCCAUGAAGGCCUUGAGCGAGGAGUUUCGCCAGCGCAGCAAGUCCCAGUCCAACGCCACGGCUGGCGGAGGUGCCACUGCCUCCAACCCCAUCAGUGUACCCUCCCGACGCCACCACCCAAACCCACCACCAAGCCAGGUGGGCUUCACCCGUCGAGCCCGCACUGAGACCCCUGGGAGCACCGGCAAUAACAACACCUCCCCCACCCCCCGCCACAGCUUCCCCAGGGCACGCACAGCCAGCGAAGGUGGAAAAGUGGAGGAGGGCGGGGCGACAGCAGGCGGGACCCUGGCAGGCUCUAGUCCUAAUGGGUCCUGUUCCACCACCCCUAUUCUCAGGUCAAAUAGUGCUCGUGCACCCACGCCUGCCAAGACCCCGCUCACAUUAAUGCGUUCCACCUCCACCCCUGCCCCCUCCCCUGCCCCCAGCCUCUCCUCUAGCUCUGGCCAUGGAUCUGAAUUUGGGGGCGUGGCGGGUGGAGGGGGAGGAGCGGCCGGUGCCUAUGGACGCGUGCCUCACCGCACCUCAGUUUCGGGCUCCCCCAGCGACUACGGGUCCUCGGACGAGUAUGGCUCUAGCCCCGGGGAGCAUUCCCUCCUGACUCCUGACCUGCCAGGGGGUUCUGCUGGGAGCCUGAAUUACCACCCCCUGGGUGAGGAGCCCUCGAACUACAUCAUGAUGGGCCAGCGGGGGAUGUCUGGAGCCCUGCAGUCCCAGGCCUCCCACCCGCCCACCCGCAGGGUGCUGCGCCGUUCCUCCAGCCGUGAGUGUGAGGCAGAGCGCCGGCUGCUCAGCAAGCGGGCCUCCCUGCCCCCCAUGGCCCUGGAUCGCCUCACCCCACGCAAGAGAGGGGAGGAGAGCGAGGCGGAUGACUACGCCGUCAUGUCUCGGAGCGCGAGCCGUGAGUCCUUCACCUCCCGCCGGGAAUCUGGUAUGGGGCCGGGGGCCGGCGUGUACCUGGAUGUGGCUGGGGAGUUUCGUGAGAGAGGUGAAGGUGGAGGUGGAGGUGCAGGGGCUGAUACUGGGUACAUGUCCAUGUUGCCUGGAGUGACCGCUCCCCCUGUCUCGCUCUCCCAGUCUGUCUCUGUGGCCGUCUCCGAUUCUGGCUCCAAGCCAGCUGACGACUACAUGGCUAUGACCCCAAACAACAGCGUGUCCCCGCCACAGCAGAUCCAGCCUCCCCCCAACGGCUCGGACGGGUACAUGAUGAUGUCACCCAACAGCAGCUGCUCCCCGGACCAGAGAGGGAUCGGGGGGGCCUGGGUGGGCAGCAGCAGCGCAGACAGCAAGGCCGGCAGCGACUACAUGAACAUGUCCCCCAUUAGCACCCGGUCCGCCAACAGCACGCCCCCGCCCUCUGAGGGCCUCCCCCACUCUGAACCGCAGCAGCAGCCGCUUCCCCCAAAGAUGGUUUAUUCCUACUACUCCCUGCCCCGAUCUUACAAGCACAUGUCCCCUGCUUACUUUGAGGAUGAUGGUGGCCGAGGCAAGAGGCCCAGCGGCAGCAGCAGGGGUGGAGAUGUGACCAGGGGAGCGGCCAAUCAAGGCGGACAAGAGCCCCCUGUGGGGCCGGCAGUGGGGCGCCACCAGUCCCUGUCCUCGUCCUCCUACUCUUCCAGCUCAGCCAGCAGCGAGAGCCUUGGGGAGUCUGAGGAGAGGUCAGCCAAGUCUGCAGGGGUGUUGGGGCGCUCAAAAAGCUCAAAAGAUGGGAGUCUCCAACAGAGACGGGUGUCUGGGACCCAGCAACAGGGCCAGCAGCAGCAGAGUCGGAGGCCUGUCAGCCUGUUUGUUGAUGUUUCUAAAGCCAACACCCUCCCCAGAGUUCGAGAGGCACCUCUACCUCCGGAGCCCAAGAGCCCCGGGGAGUAUGUCAGCAUUGAGUUCAGGGGAGACAGGGGCGGAAGAGCGGGAGGGAUGGGGAAAGGUCAGAGUCCUGGGGUGUCACUACCAUCAGGACCCCUUAGGUCCCUGCACCGACCAACCUCCUGCCUGGCUGGAUUCCUACCCCUCCCUCGCAGCCCGUCCACUCCACAGACCCCUCCCUCUGCGUCCGAGUAUGUCAAUAUGGACCUGGGUCCCUCUCCUUCUCCUUCUCCUCUCUCUUUAACUCCUCUGGGGUUCCCCUCCUUCUCUACCCCUGCAACACCGACAGGCGUUGCCCCUAAGGCCAGGGAUGAGAACAGGACACCACCACAACGGGAGGAAGGGGUGGACGAAGGCCACAGGAAGGACAGCGUGACCGAAUCCCCAACCUCAUGCGCUGAUUACACGGAGAUGGCCUUCAGUUUGAGUGGUGCUGCCACACCCAGCUCUACUGCCACCACUAAGCCCCCUUCUCCCAGCAAACAGGACCAGCCCGGACCUAAACUAGUCCUGGGGCUGGGUUUGGACUUCCCUUUGGUCAAGGCUAGCUCUAACCCUGACCAGGGUGCCAAGGUGAUCAGAGCUGACCCUCAGGGCAGGCGGCGACAUUGCUCUGAAACCUUCUUGGCUCCUCCACCCCUGCCCCCUUCCUCCUCUUCAUCCUCCUCCUGCUCCUCCUCGUCCCUCUUCCCAGAGCACACCCAGGCAGUGGCACGUAGGCUCGGCUUUGACGGUAUGCUCUGGAGUAAUGGAACAGCCCCUGAUGUCCCCCCACAAUGUGUGAACUCCGGGCCGUCUGUUGCACCCGCUGCUCAGGCUCCAUCCAUGGAGCAAGGCCUCAACUACAUUGACUUGGACCUUGUUAAUAAAGAGAGCCAACAUUCAGCUCCAGAAGGACCUGGCGCCGCCCAGCCCCUCCCCCCUCGCCUCUACUCAACUGUGUUGAGCGGAGGGGCAGUGGGCGGGGUGGCAGGAAGCGGAGGGGCGAACGGUACCACCUCAAAUCUCAAUACCUACGCCAGCAUCGAUUUCUACAAGUCAGAGGAGCUAAGGACACACCAGAAUGGUAGCAAGGAUGGAACAGAAUGUUGAUGUCCCUCCUCCUUCUUUGGAAUUGCGGGAAGGCAAACUUUAUGAGGAAGCCACAUCGCCCUGUCCUCGUCCAGACACCGGUGGAGACGGAAGGGGAUGGGCUCGCAUCUCGGACGCUCGCAGACCCUGAGAAGCUGGACAGGCCCCUGAAGCACUUUGAGAAUGCUGACUUUAGUUUUUUUUUUUUUUUUUUUUGCUUUCAGGCAUUUGGUUCCCACAGCCAAUGGGAGUGCAUGCCAAAAGACCUGGUGAUUUGGAUCCCACAGCAAGGGAAUCUUACAGCCAAUCAGAAUAGCGUAUCAAGACUAUUACUGCCAACCAAGAGCCAAUAAUAUCAUAAAACAACUAAAACAAAAUAAAGAGGAAGAAAGGAAAUGAGAAUUGAUCUAAUAAUAGGUAGAUCAAAAUAUGUAGUGUAAUUAUGACAACUAAAUAUAAACCUAACUUUUUUAAAAAGUGCCUCAUUUUUGAUUGUAGCCAUUUUUACAAGGAAAAGAAAGCUCUAUCACAAUUUGAUCUGACAGAAAGUCACAUUUGUCUUUUUGUGCUCGUUUUGUAGUGUAACUAUGGUGAAGACAUUAAAAACACAAAAAGAAUGGAAGUUAUGUAAGUGAUGAUAAUGAUAAUCAGAUGGCCUUACUGUGUUGUUUGAAGCAUUUAAAGAGCAGCCUCUUUUCACUUUACUCUGUGCCUGCUGCAAAGAUCUGACUGACUGCUGUCAAUCACUCUGCCCUUCACUAUAUAGUCCAACAGCCUCAGUCAUUGUCACUAUACAGCAUUUUACACACCCAUUCAUGUACAGGCUCUAACUCGCACACCAAGGAGUGGUGUGCGCGUGUGUACAGUAAUCACAAAUACAGAUUCAAGUAUAUGUAGUAUUCUGCAUGCCAGGACACAUUUAUUCUUGUGAAUACAAAUAGUCUUUCUCACACACUUGUUCGAGCCCCACCGAUGUACAUCGACCGGACAAAUCAGGGUGCGGUGACUACAGCACAGGAAACAGUCCCCAGUGCAGUGCUGGAGUGAUGAAUACUGUCACAGUCUGUCAUCGCAAAGACGCUUGAGUGGAUCACUGCCGGGCUCAUUCAAACUGCAGCUGACUCUGAAAAAGACCUGAUUGGACAGGAUUGGUGCGAUCGAUCUCAUUAAAAGAUUAGGACAGGUAUAGCUCUCUUAAUCCCUGUGUGUGCAAAACCUGUAAGUGUCACCAUGGAAGGUCAGGCUGGUUCGCUGCCAAGACCCCGGCGAGGACCGUCGGAAACCGCCCCGUUUCUGUUUGGCCACGCCUCCCCUGUGUGUGUCUGUGAUCCUCAGGCGAAAUGAACUUACCCCCCCCCCCCCGCCAUCCAGGACUCCCCCCGCCCCUCCUCUUCGCGACAGCAGCCCCCUCCUGUCUAUUCUCCAGUACAGGGUAGAACCAAGGCGGCAGCAGUGUCCGGUCUUUUCUUCGCCUCUCCUUCACUCUGUAGAGAAACUUUGCUUUACACGCUGCAGCUAUGCAUCAGCAAAAACACUCAAGUGCCUGUGUGUCCACCCCUCCUUAUUCCCCCGUUCUGCAGUCUGCAGUGUUCAUGCAGAGGAGAUCCUCCUGCUUAUAUAUAGUGUUUAUUUUUUUGUGUCUCUUUAGAAGAUGUACAAUUCUGUAGCAGUAGCCUUGCCCCCGUGCUGUUGCUUGAUAAUGUAGACCCAUUGUAGGUCUGGACUUACACCAUUUAUGCUCACUGGGGGAGAAGCACUUUUUCUCUUUCGAAAAGACAUUCUGUUGAUGGCAGUUGGUACCAAAAUACAAUCUCUGUGUUGCUUGCACACAGACCAUUACAAAAAAGACUUGUCAGUUCACACUGCAGAUAUGUGAAUUACAGUCUCAUUUCCAUGACAAAGUAGUCUGCUAUAAUUAUUGAAAUGUACAGUGUUUUUCUUUAAAAAAUAUAUAUAUUUUCACAACAAUUAAGGAGACACUCUUGCCCCAUAACCUUCCCUGGCUUAGACAUGGGACAGGUGUGUUUUAGGACUGCCUCCAAGAAGAUUCAACCCUGAGUAACUUGAAGGUUCAUGGUUUGUUUUGUAAUUGAUCAGUAUUCCUGUUCUUUUGGUUUGAUCUGAACAAUGAAAGAAUAUAGCUAGGGGAAAAUACAGAUAAGGACAAUGUAUGUAUAUCUGUUUUUUUGUUUUUUUUUUGUGUCUGUGUAAAUAUUUUGUGUCUAUCAAUCUGUAUUGCCAGAGUCAAUUAAGUGGACCGAUGUAAUGUGAUUGGUUGGUGAGUACUAUUAUGAGGUGGUAAUUGCUUAUAGUGUACAGUUGGUAAUUGGUGGCCCAAAUCUCACUUUGUAUUUUUUUGCUGUAGACGGUUGUAACGUAACAAGGAUGUACUGUACUGCCAACAUAAUAUUUUAAGCAAUUAUUAGAAGAAUUAAAUGAUUAUAUUAAGUUGAGUAAAGGGUAGUAAGGAUUGUUGUGAUCGUAGCAGAUGCAAAAUUAACCUGUACUGUUGCUGAUAAACCAUCUGCAAUUAUGGGGUUGGAGUGUCACCUUUACGGUCCUUGUAAAAACAACCAUUUCCAUGCCGAAGGAGAAAGAGAGAAAUGUAAUAAUAUAGCUAUUAAUAAUGGUAAUGAUGAGAAUGAUGUGUUGGUAAUGGGUGUAUAGGCUCUAAGUUGCUGUAUUUUCUUGUAUAGAAGUAGAAUUUAUUGGGUGGGGAGGCUUUUUUCCUGCUUAUGGGGAUUGUUGAAAAUGCAAGGUUAUGAUACUUGCCUGUGAUGUAGAAAAUGUCACUGUUGCUUGAAAAACAAAAAUGAAAUGAAAAAAGGACAGCUGAAUAACA
This is a messenger RNA of Anguilla rostrata (American eel), 6970 nucleotides long. Its product is annotated as insulin receptor substrate 1-B. Gene Ontology annotation, cellular component: plasma membrane; cytosol. The coding region runs from base 496 to 4149 and encodes 1217 amino acids. The record is from RefSeq and is a predicted model, not a curated record. The transcript has 3 exons. NCBI's taxonomy places the organism in Eukaryota, Metazoa, Chordata, Actinopteri, Anguilliformes, Anguillidae. Gene Ontology annotation, biological process: insulin receptor signaling pathway. Gene Ontology annotation, molecular function: insulin receptor binding; phosphatidylinositol 3-kinase binding.